Messenger RNA from Ceratitis capitata (Mediterranean fruit fly), 2273 nucleotides. Its product is annotated as monocarboxylate transporter 13. NCBI's taxonomy places the organism in Eukaryota, Metazoa, Arthropoda, Insecta, Diptera, Tephritidae. The record is from RefSeq and is a predicted model, not a curated record. The coding region runs from base 514 to 1935 and encodes 473 amino acids. Gene Ontology annotation, biological process: monocarboxylic acid transport; transmembrane transport. Gene Ontology annotation, molecular function: monocarboxylic acid transmembrane transporter activity. The transcript has 7 exons.
UAUGACAAAUAAGCUUUCAUAUUUUGUUUAAGUAAAGUUUUAGUCAAACGUAUUUUCUAUUUUUAAUAAAGCAUAUUUUUGAAGGACAUAUGUAUGAACACACAUACAUGCGUACCAGUGAAAAUAAUUGGCGUGAAUUUAGUAUAAUCGCGACAUCACCUUCUGCUUCGUGUCGAAUGGGAAAUAAUUCAAUUAAAUCAAAUGAUCAAGCGCCUUAAAUAUACCUACAUACAUAGUUGAGUAUCUGCGCCAUUGCAAACUAUUAUACUCUUUCUUAUCUAAAAGAUCGGUGCGAGUGUACUGCUUAUCGUACAAUAAGAUAAGUUAUUAACAAACGAAGCGCCGGAGUGUAAGGAGCAAUAACAGUGUUUAUAUUAAAAUGAAAUGUUUUCUUAUACAUAAAUAUUUGCUGUUUUUCUUUAUAUCGCAAUAAUUGAUUAUUGAGCACGGAAGUUUGAUGAAUGCUUGAAAGAGUACAAUUUUGGUGUUAAAAACAUAAGAAAAUUUAAAAUUAUGGAAGCUGUGCAGCCAUCAGUAUCGGUUCCAGAUGGCGGUUGGGGUUGGGUGAUUGUUGCUGCUGUUGCGUUGAUAAAUAUGACAAAUCAAUAUACGCAUUCGGUUUACGGUCUACUUUUCGGUGCCAAAUUAAAGAGCAUGCAGGAGCAUACGUUUACCGCUGCAUUAAUUUUAAACUUAAGCAGUUUGACAUUGAAUUUUUCUGGUUUAUUUAUCGGCCCAGCUAUAAAGACGUUUAAGCAACGUAAUGUCGCAGCUGCAGGCAUUUUACUCGUUUCAUUCGGCUUAUUCCUUUGUGCAUUCGCAACAGCAAGCUGGCAUUUUAUUGUUAGCUAUAGCUUAUUUGUUGGCCUUGGCCUAGGUUUGAUAACACCAUCAACAUUUAUAGCAAUUAAUUCGUAUUUUACUACAAAACGUGGCCGAGCUGUGGGCUUAGCUUUAGCUGGGUCGGGCUUAGGUCAAGUGAUAGUGCCGCACUUAGUGCGUUUAAUUUUAGACUACUAUGGUUUUCGCACGACAGUGCUUGCCAUGUCACUUCUAUCGCUGUUUGGUCUUUUUGGCGCGGCGUUACUACAACCAUUCUCCCCACCAGUCAUACAUAACAAUCGACAACAUCUACGUCUAUUGUUGUCGACAGAUGAUGAAAAAAAUAAAACGGUACCGCCGCAAACGCAAGUGCGUGUUGUUGAGGCAGGCGAAGAAGCGCGAGCACAAAUAAGAAAAACAGAAGAUGGUUGCUGCAGAAAUGUUAGUCAACGUUUGGUGCAAGCUAUGGACUUAGAACUACUUCAAGACGUUACCUUCUUGAGUAUUAUUGUUGGCAUGGCAUUAGUCUAUACAUCAACCAUACAAUUUACUAUGUUGUUUCCACAUUUCCUAAUGUAUUCUGUUGGUCUUUCAACUUUCAAUACUGCGAUGUGCAUGUCUACCGUAGCUGGCGCUGAUAUCAUCUGUCGGCUUUUAUUGCCCUGCAUUACUGAUAAGUUAAAAAUACCUUAUCGUCUUGUGUUCCUUUUGGGCACGUUGGGUUUAUUCAUUUCGCGUGCAGCACUUGCUGAAUCAAUGGACUUCACUACAAUUAUUGUUAUGUCAAUUUUUACGGGCAUGACCAAAUCAGCCACGGUGUUAAAUAAUAAUUUAACAAUUUCCAGUCAUUGUCGACCCGAAAAGCUGCCCGGUGGUUUGGGCUUAAAUAUGAUUGCCAAAGGUGUACUUGUGAUUACAGUUGGUCAAUUGCUUGGCUGGAUACGUGAUUAUACACACUCUUACACGCUAUCUAUGCAUGCACAAAAUAUUUUACUACUGCUAGUAGUAUUAGUUUGGUCACCAGAGCUUUUCUGCCGAUAUAGAAAGAAGCGUGCAUUGAAACGGGCAGCGGCAGCGGAAAGAGAGGAAUACAAUAAAAUGAGUACGUGUUGAACGCCAUAGUCUUUCCAACACAUCGUAUGAAGCCAGUAUUAUUAAUUUUGGGUUAUGAGAAUCCAUCUUUUGUGUUUCAAAAUUUUUCAUCUUUGCCAGAAGUCGAAGACUUUGUAUGUAUACCUAUUUUUUUAUUUAUAAUAUAAGAUUAUAUUUAUUGCUAUUAUACAUAUAUACAUAUAUAUAUACGUAAAACUUUAAAUUUAAAUAAAAUGUUGAGAUUAAUAAACUCAAAAUUGACAGGAUUUUAUAGGUGAUAUUUUUAUCAUAAGAUUUGUAUGCAAUUAAAGACAUAAGACUAUUUUUUCUAUAUACUCUUAAAUAGUUUAUAAGUUUCU